AUGAGCGUCGCCACUAGACGUCGUUCGUCAGUCAUCAGGCUCGACAUCCCCUACGAACACCACGCACCCGACCCGCUCCCCAAGCUCCUUAUCCCCCGCCCCAACGCCCCACCACCCCACGACAACUCCCUCCAUCCGUACACGCACCUUCUCUCCGACCACCUCGCCUUCCGGCAGGCCGCCGAGCCCUGGCGCCCAGACCUCCCCGCAGCAGCACAGCAAGACCUCCACGCGAUCGAGACGGCGUUCCCCGCUCUCCGGCACGCGCGCUCCGUCCGCGCCAUGGCGGCAUGGUUCGCCGCGCUCUGCACAGUGGACGACCUCGUCGAGGAGCUCGACGCAGGCAGCACGCUUGCAGCGCUGCAACAAGACGACAUCCCGGGCGCCCCGCCAUGCGGCAACGACAGCGAAGGCACCGUGUCCCGCGUCCGGCACAUCACGCGCGCGCUCGAUGCGCACUGGGGCGCGCUCUGGCCCCGCAGCAGCAGCACAGCGCGGCUCCGCGCCGCGGUGCGCGAGACCUGGGCGGCCAUCGCGGCGGAAGCGCCGUUCCGGUGCGCGGGGGGCACGGCCGCUCUCACACCCGCCGCGUACAUGGCGCUGCGGAGGCGGACGAUCGGGAUCGCGCCGCUGGUGGAGGUGCUGGUGCUGGACGCGCAGGAGCAGCAGCAGCAGCAGCAACCGCACGCACACACCUUCACCGAAAGCGCAGAAACCAAUCCCGCUGACACAGAGCUGAAGCGCGAGCUCAGCCCCGCGCUGCUCGCGCUGCGGCUGCGGGGAUGGAGGAGGGGGGAUGGGAGGGCGUGGAGGUCGUCGUGGCGGAGGCGGUGGUCGGGUUCGUCGGGACGCAUUUUUGGUGGGCGAGGGGCGCGGGGCGGUAUGCGGUUGAGGUUGUGGUGGGGGAGGCGGGCGUGGAUGCGUAGGUAG
Messenger RNA from Aplosporella prunicola CBS 121167, 930 nucleotides. RefSeq lists its product as uncharacterized. The transcript is spliced from 2 exons. NCBI's taxonomy places the organism in Eukaryota, Fungi, Ascomycota, Dothideomycetes, Botryosphaeriales, Aplosporellaceae. The coding region runs from base 1 to 930 and encodes 309 amino acids. The record is from RefSeq and is a predicted model, not a curated record.